AUGGGUCCUCGUUUACCGGUCGUAUAUUUGGUUCGCCAUGGAGAAACAGAAUGGUCAAAAAACGGCCAACACACUUCAAUAACUGAAGUAGAGUUGACUCCGCAUGGUAGAACCCAAGCACGUGAUUUAUCACGGUUCGUAUUUGAGAAUCCUUGUCAAGACUUUAUCGAUCCGACAAACAUCACUCAAAUCUACGUAUCACCACGCCGUCGCGCGCAACAAACCCUCGAAUUGAUAAAUUUGCCAAAUAAGAGCACUAUUUCAACUAUUAUUGAUCCGAAUUUGACGGAGUGGCAUUAUGGAGAUUACGAGGGUGUUACAACGCAUGAUAUUCAUAGCGGCAUUUAUGCAUUUUGGGAUAUUUGGCGCGAUGGGUGUCCAAACGGUGAAACGAUUGAACAAGUAUCAAACAGAUGCGAUCAUGUGAUUGCAAAACUUAUGGCUCAUCAUGCUAGCCACAUGGAUCAUGAUCCAAAUGGACCUGGUGGUGACAUACUUGUCGUUGCUCAUUCACAUUUACUUCGUAUUUUGGCGAUGCGUUGGUUAAAUUUACCACCAUCACAUGGACGAUACACUCUUCUUGACACUGCGAGCUUAAGUGUACUUGGAUAUGAUCGAUCGAUGCGCGUUCCGGUGAUUAGAUCGUGGAAUGUGACUAGCCAUUUGUUUCAAAAAGAGAGUACCAACGAACCUAUUAAUUAA
This is a messenger RNA of Ambispora leptoticha, 702 nucleotides long. The record is from the annotation of a GenBank genome assembly. Lineage: Eukaryota; Fungi; Glomeromycota; Glomeromycetes; Archaeosporales; Ambisporaceae.